Molecule: messenger RNA, 858 nt
Organism: Pseudovirgaria hyperparasitica
Lineage: Eukaryota; Fungi; Ascomycota; Dothideomycetes; Acrospermales; Acrospermaceae
Exons: 1
Coding region: 87-617 (176 amino acids)
Source: RefSeq, a predicted model, not a curated record
UGAGCCGGCGUGAUCGUGCUUGAUUCAAGCCUGAGCCUCUCUGAUUGUGCCUGAUUUUAUCCCUGAGCAGCAUGAUGUCACAGAGAAUGCUCAUGAUGCAGUCCUACGAACUAGACGAGCCUAUAUUUAAUGAUAAGGCCCAUACAUUCGGAUCGACCUACCAUAGCGGAACCGGCACGCUGCAGCUGUACGCGAUGCAUCCAACUAAGCCCAGAGGAGCAGAUGGGAUGCCCGAGUACCACAAAACCAAAGUUAGAGGUUUUGAUUUGACUGAUAACUUGGACACUCAUCGUCAAGGCAUCGCUGCAUAUCGCAACCUGCGAGACUUGGCGAAAGAAAAGAGAGAUGACUUCAUUGCCUGUGCCAAUAAGAGAGCGGACAAUGAUGAGCUUGAGGCAGCUUCAGCCGACACUUACUUGACUUCAUUCGUCUCAAAUAGCCAGUCCACGCAACUCGAGGUCUUUACGGCUAAUUCUGACGAGGAAUCAGAUUCAUUCUCAAUCGACGAAUUGACAAUGCCAGCACUCCGAACUAAACGCACAAAGGCGCGCCAGCUCAGUCGUAAAAAGCAUAAGAGUAAUAUUAGCGACAUUCUCGGUGACGAGGACGACGAAUAGGCGUGAGUGGAUGCGCUUACUCGUGGUCGAGCCAGUUCAAAUCUCAAUCAAAGGGGCUCUGCCAAUGCACGGCUGGUGUCAAGAAUAUCGUUCCCACCACCGCUUUCACCGACCGAAGCACGUCAAAGAGGCAUAACAAAAGGACAGUAUUCGGCAUCAGCAACGUACUUUAGAACACUUUGGUUGUUUAGGCAUUCAAUCUACUCAAUUCACUCCGUGUUCUGCAACGCUACAAGUGCUC